Molecule: messenger RNA, 780 nt
Organism: Microthlaspi erraticum
Lineage: Eukaryota; Viridiplantae; Streptophyta; Magnoliopsida; Brassicales; Brassicaceae
Source: the annotation of a GenBank genome assembly
AUGAAUUCAGAUUACGAGAACUUCAAUCUCCCAAACAUCAAGAUCCACCACCCUUCAUCUCCUCGUCACUCCCACCACCACUCCUCCCCCACUCCUUCCGGCGCUACUCCAACCCCAACCGCCGGCGCUCGCCGUAAGAUCGGAGUCGCCGUUGACCUCUCCGAAGAGAGCGCCUUCGCCGUCCGCUGGGCCGUCGAUCACUACAUCCGCCCCGGAGACGCCGUCGUCAUCCUCCACGUCUCCCCCACCUCCGUCCUCUUCGGCGCCGAUUGGGGACCUCUCCCUCUAACUCAGCCUCCUUCCGUCGCCGAUCCCGUCGCUCCAGGUCAGCAGCCGCAGCCCAGCCAGGAGGAUUUCGACGCGUUUACCUCAUCCAAGGUAGCGGAUCUCGCGAAGCCGUUGAAGGAAGCUGGGUUCCCUCACAAGAUCCACAUAGUGAAGGAUCACGAUAUGAGGGAGAGGCUCUGCUUGGAGACUGAGAGACUCGGCCUCAGCGCCGUGAUCAUGGGAAGCAGAGGAUUCGGAGCUGAGAAGAGGGGAAGUGACGGAAAGCUGGGGUCUGUGAGUGAUUACUGUGUUCACCACUGUGUUUGUCCCGUCGUUGUGGUGAGAUAUCCUGAUGAUCGCGACGGUCCUGAGCCUGGAAACGGUGGUGGAGGGACUCGGGCAGCUAUUGUCACGGUGAAAUCUGGGAGGGACGAUGACGAGGAUGAUGAAGAACAUGAGGCUAAGAUUGCUGCUGCUUCCUCUCAUCAUCAUCAUGAUCACAUCAAAGGUUAG